Molecule: messenger RNA, 927 nt
Organism: Hippoglossus stenolepis (Pacific halibut)
Lineage: Eukaryota; Metazoa; Chordata; Actinopteri; Pleuronectiformes; Pleuronectidae
Gene: spaca6
Product: sperm acrosome associated 6
Exons: 8
Coding region: 1-927 (308 amino acids)
Biological process (GO): fusion of sperm to egg plasma membrane involved in single fertilization
Source: RefSeq, a predicted model, not a curated record
AUGUGCCCCUCUGCUCUGCGGCUCGUGUGUGUUAGCUUGCUGUUCGGCACCUCUCUGAGCUGCUAUCAGUGCUUCGCUGAUGUGCAGGAGAGUCUUCGUCUCUGCUGGGGUCACAUUCUGACAGAGUACAACAUUAGAAACAUUGACGCCUGCUUCAGGAAGCUGGACCGUAUAUUCAACAACAAUGAGAGGGUGUUGGAGGCUGGCAGAGUCGGUAAAGGUUAUGACAAACGGCUGAAGGAACUUUUGGAUGCAGAGAUUCUGCCCAUGGUUGAGGAAUUCGACCUCAAGCUGAACGACGACACAGUGUAUGAGAAAAGGUUUCAGACAGCGGCAGACAAUUUCAUCGCAGCUGCCUCCAAACUGCCUAGAGUCUCUGGAUGUUUCCCUCCAUGUGGUUUCCAGAGUGAAGGUGCAGUGUACAACUGUGUUACCUGCCAGUAUGACUCCUGUGAAUUCCCUCUCGACUGUCCUGUUAAAGAAAUUAAAGUAAUGGAGAACAGCAGGAGCCGAAUGAGGUGUGACGUGCCGUUUCACCUACCAAACGACAUCCAGGUAAUCUGGAGGUUUGCAGAAGAGGUGAGAACGCAGCGAGUGGAUCAGUUUAAGGAAGUGACUGUAGGGGUGGACAGGCUUUAUUCCAUCCCGUCUACAAAGUUGCAUCAUCAAGGCAGCUACCUGUGUGAGAUCUACUCAGGCCGGCGCUCCAUAGUGAGACUGUACUUCUAUAUCGCAGUGACCCCCCAGGUUGUGGCAGGCCAUACAGAGCUGCAGGAGAUAUUCGACCUGUCUCUUCUCCCAGGAGGCCGGUUACUCCCUGCGCCUGACGUUCCUCCUCCUCCCCACCACCACCUCCUCCCUUUGUCACCGCUCCACAUGGCCUGUUUAACUGCUCUGCUGCUGCUGCUGUUCCUCUCCCUCGGGUAA